CUUGUGUGUUAACGAUUCGAUUGUUCGUAUUAUUAAAACUAAUGUAUAUUUAAUGUCAAGAGAUAAGAUUUCUUUUAUUUAUCCUUUUUUUUUUUUUAAUUCAUAAUAAAUAAUAGUAAAAAUAAAAAUAGUAUUUUCUUAAAUCUUAUUUGUUAGUAUCAAGUUAGUAUCGAAAUGGAGGAUGGCGGUUGGAAAAGAGAGGACAUCACAAGCGAUAUGGUAAACGAACUGCAUGAAAAAAUAUGGGAUGUGCCCCGAGCACUCAAGGAAGCAUAAAUGAUAACGGAAUGGGUUCUAGAGAAACUGGUAUUGAAGCAUAUCAAAAAGUAGAGCGUGAAAUCGCUAGAGAAGAACAAGCUGCACCGGCCCCAUCUUUAGGUCACGAGAUGGCAAAACUAGAUCGUUUUAUUGCAGAUAUAGAAAAUCUUAUGAGUCAGCUCAGUCAAGAACGUAUAGCAGAUGUUGAAAUGACAUCCAACGACCGAUUUUCCCAAAGAUAUCUUAAUCCAAGAAUCGUAGAUGAAAGUGACAACGCGAUUCGGACUGUCAUGGUAGAACUACGAAUAAAUUUGAAUCAAAUACUUGCAAUAGAACACGAAGAAUUCAUUGCUAAUCUUAAUCGAAAAUCUAUAAAACUGCACCAUUUAAAUUGGUUAAGUCAAAUGAGAGCUAGAAGUGAAGAAGAAAUAUCAAAACUUAGUAUAAGAGUACAACAUUUACAGAAACUUUAUGAAAGUCAAGAACUAAUAAUAAAAAAUUUAGUUGGAAAUAAAUCAUCAAAUACCGGGCAAUUAGAACGGGAGUUGGACAGGGUUCGUAGUUAUCGAGAUACAUUAGUUAGUGGUGAAUUGUCGUGGAAAGAUGCUACGUUAUUCGCACAAGACUCUGCUGAUUAUAGUCGUACAGCAUAUAAAAGUUGGCAAUCACUGCAAACCGAAGAAGACGAAUCCAUAAGAUUUCGCCAAGCAUUAAAAACUAGAGACUCAAUGCACAAAGCAGCUCUAUGUGUUCGAAUGGCACAGACCAUGUUGCCUGGUGUUCAAUUCCCGUAUUGUACUUCAAGAGAAGUAUUCGCUAUUCUACAAGUGAUUGAAUACUUGUUUACUGAUUUACAAGUUUCAGAAAGAUUUGGUCAUGCUCUAGAAGUUUAUAAAAGUUUUAACAAAAGAGCGGCAGCUUUAACUCAAUGGCUAAAACAGACAACAGAUGAAACUAUACAUAAAGAUGUUGAAGAAGUGGAUGAACGUAUCAAUGAUUUGGUAAACACACUUAGUCAAGAAAGAACAAUGAAUAGGACAGAGUUUCGCGAGACCAAUUCAGAACGGUACAACAUACUAGGAUCUCAUCAACACAUUGUUACUAAAUGGCUUGGCAAUAUCAUGAGACCUAAAAAAAAAUAUAAUGAGCUGCAUUCAAGAUUUCGUUUAUAACUAAAUAUGGUCAAAACUGUUUCAUAAUUAUUAAUAGUUACCUAUUAUAGUGAUUACAAUAUAAGCGAUUAAUGUGCUUGUCUACCUAACCUGGAAGCUCCGUUACUAGCAACAGAUUAAUAUUUUAAAGAUAACUUUUAUUUAAUAAUACAUAAUAAGUGUAGGUACCUACUGAAAAAGAAAU
Molecule: messenger RNA, 1614 nt
Organism: Melanaphis sacchari
Lineage: Eukaryota; Metazoa; Arthropoda; Insecta; Hemiptera; Aphididae
Exons: 10
Coding region: 243-1430 (395 amino acids)
Source: RefSeq, a predicted model, not a curated record